Molecule: messenger RNA, 1456 nt
Organism: Bemisia tabaci
Lineage: Eukaryota; Metazoa; Arthropoda; Insecta; Hemiptera; Aleyrodidae
Product: hydroxyacyl-coenzyme A dehydrogenase, mitochondrial
Biological process (GO): fatty acid beta-oxidation
Cellular component (GO): mitochondrion
Molecular function (GO): NAD+ binding; (3S)-3-hydroxyacyl-CoA dehydrogenase (NAD+) activity
Source: RefSeq, a predicted model, not a curated record
GAUUUCUCCUAUACGACUUAUACGAGCUCAAGCAUCCGCGUUCGUCAUUUCAGAAUUUACAUAUUCUUCUUUGCGUGUGUUUUUCCAACAUACGCUCAUCUCAAAUUCAGUGUUUCCCGUUCUACCGACUACUAACCAGAACGUAGAAUUUCACGGAACAUCUCGCCGCACCAUCUUUCACCCUGUGCUCGACUUGAAUCCGUCAUCACUCUCUUCAAAAAUUCGUUUUAUUACUUCUCAAUCGCCGGUUCUCAAAUAAGAAUACAAAAAAUGGCUCUUCCAUCCCUUGUUUUUGUGCGGAACUUUGCAUCUAAUGUCAUCCAAAAUAUCACCGUGGUCGGAGGGGGUUUAAUGGGCUCAGGCAUUGCUCAGGUGGCGGCUCAAGCAGGAAACUCUGUGACACUAGUUGACGUCAAUGAUGAUCUCUUGAAGAAAACCAGUCAGAGGAUUGAGACAAGUAUUCAAAGAGUAGCCAAAAAAGUUUACAAGGAGAAACCUGAGGAUGGAGAAAAGUUCAUCACUGAGUCACUGAAAAAAAUUACUUACUCAACUGAUAUACCUGCAUCUGUCACGAAAGCAGACUUAGUUGUAGAGGCUAUUGUAGAAAAGAUGGAUAUCAAACACAAGCUAUUCUCAAGCAUUGACAAAGUUGCUCCAGAACACACAAUUUUUGCCUCCAAUACCUCAUCUCUAUCAAUCACAGAAAUUGCAUCUGUUACCAACCGCAAGGAUAGGUUUGGAGGUCUUCAUUUCUUCAACCCAGUUCCUGUGAUGAAGCUACUAGAGGUAAUCAGAACUAAUGAAACAUCUGAUGAAACAUAUCAGAAAAUGAUGGCAUGGGGUAAAGCCAUCGGUAAAGUCACUAUUACUUGCAAAGACACCCCAGGCUUUGUCGUCAACCGUCUUCUUGUUCCCAUUCUUCUUGAAGCUAUCCGAAUGUAUGAACGAGGUGAUGCCUCUGCUAGAGAUAUCGACAUUGCAUUGAAAUUAGGAGCUGGACACCCAAUGGGCCCACUAGAGUUAGCUGAUUAUGUUGGCCUUGAUACUAACAAGAAUAUCGUUGAUGGUUGGCAUGCCAAGUUUCCAGACAACCCUCUCUUUAAGCCAAUUGACACUUUGAACAAGUUGGUAGCUGAAGGAAAAUUGGGAGUUAAAACUGGUGAAGGUUUCUACAAGUAUGAGAAAAAAUAGUCUGAGGUCAAAGAAAGGUUGAGAAUCAUUUUAUGUAUCUGUUCUUAAUGGUGAAAGUGGAAUUAUGGUAAGCAUCAAUAUAGUAUUACAAAUAAGAGACUGAAUUUCAGCAAAGUUUUAGCCGUGUUGUUUUUAAGUAAAUUGUUAUCUAAGUUUGUUUCAUAUUUACGACAGAAAUUUUCUGUGAUUUUUUCGCUUCUAAACAAGAAAAAAGUCAGUUUUAAUAUUUAUAUUUUUAUACUAGAAUAAAUUUAUUUUAAAAAAA